UAGGCUGAGUCAAUCAAGCCUUUGUAGCCACGCCUCUCGGGUCGACUUCUCCAUUUUCCCAUUCAAGUCUUCAGCUCAACAGACGCAUUUUCUCCCACUCCCAUCAUUCCAAUUCCAGAACGAGAUUAAGAAAAAAAAAAAAAACCACUUCUACAGGAGAAGGAAAGCCAAGGUCCCUCUGAUCUUCCCACAGGCCUGCGGAGAGGGACCAGCUCCAGUGCAGACUGUUUUUGGCGGCCAUCCAAACAGCCGCGUCUUCAAUCCAGAGCCAUCCGCCUCUCCGAAGGACCCGAAUCCCGGGAAAAUGGAGCCUUCCGAGGCAGGAGACAGCCACGAGGAAACCCCGUUACAACCUCUAACAAAGGAGGUUCGUCAGAAGGCUAGCCCGAUGCGGUCACCAGAUGGCGCCAGAGAGCCACAGCGUCCAAUCCCUUCGGUUUCAAAUCUCCCACCGGAAAGUCUUUGGGAGGAGCCGGCUCCUAAGAGGACAAAGACUGCCCCAGAGGCUACCUUCACUCCUACAGCUGCGGGACUCCGCCCAAGGGAGAGACAGCAGACAGAAAAGUCCUGCCCAAAGGAGCCAGAAAUUUCUCCAGAAAUCAGACUAAUAAUCGCAGAGGCCAUUGCUCAGGGCAUUGCUGCAGGCAUGCAACGAAACCAGCAGGCAGCCUCUGGAAACACUCCACAGCAGGGGCAGUCUUCUGCACCCAAUAAUCCCAAGGACGUAGCUGCUCCUCCCAGGGCCCUUUCCCCUGCCUCUUCCAUGUUCAGCCAAGAAUCCCUCUCGGAUGAUGAGGAACAUCAAGGGUCGAUGCUGUCUGAGGACAAAGGAGGGACUACGGAUACCCUGGGCUUCACAGGACUCUUCCGUCCUGCCUUGUUUAAGACGCUUCUCCACAGAGCCAAGGCCACGGCUCGGAUAGGAGGGGAUCCAUCUGUAUCAGAUCCGGCCUCAGGCUUAUCUGACCCCAAUAGUCUGGUAUUCUCAGAGCCCACCACAGAUAACGAGGAGAUCCCCUCCCCAAAAUUGUUCCUGGAUGCCGUCCAGCGACAAUGGGCCCAACCAGGGGCAUAUCCAGGCCCAAACGUGACUGACAAGCGGUUCUACAACGUGGCCCCGACCCUCGCGGCGGCCUUAGAAAUACCAACCAUCGACGAGCCCGUGGCAGCCUUAGCCUGCGUCAACAUGAUAACCAAUGACCCGGACGAAGGUUUGAAUCCAGAAGACAGGAAAGCUGAGAUAUCGCUCCGCAAAGCCUAUCACGCGGCUGCCUGGGGGGUUAAAUCGGCUACGGCUGCUUCCUUCUUCAACAGAACUUCCGUGCUCUGGCUCAAAGAGCUGCAAGCCAGAAUCCCAGCCACCGACGUCCAAGCUCACAAGGACCUCAACAACCUGAUCAUGGCGGCAGAAUAUUCUGCCGAUGCCACACUGAACUCGGCCAAGUUCGCUUCCAGGGCCAUCGCCUCUUCCGUGACGGCCCGACGGCUGCUGUGGCUCCGUUACUGGCAGGCAAGCAUGAAGUUCAAGUGGAAGUUGGCCUCGGCCCCCUUCAAAGGGGAGAACCUAUUCGGAGAGGCCUUAGAGCCUGUGCUCAUAGAGACCCAUGACAACAAGAAAGUCCUACGCUCUAUGUCCAGACGCCCCAACCAGCGGUCUCAGAAUCCUCCCUUCAGAGCAGCCGACACUGGAAACGACUUCUCACAACCACAAAGAGCAUACUUCCAGCCUCAGGAUCGCCAAUCCAAUAGGCCCGGCAACAGAGGGCAGCAGAACAGGCAGCAGUUCCAGUCCAAAGGGCAAUUUGGAGGCGGCGGAAAUCAUCCCUACAAUCGCUCCUCCAGAUAACUGCAAAUCCAACCCUCCCAUUGGUGGCCGGCUAAGCCUCUUUGCGGCUCAAUGGGAGGAAACGACCGCAGAUGCAUGAGUCCUUAACACCGUCCGACUAGGCUUUGCUCUCGAUUUUCUUGAUUUGAGGUUCUUGAUUUGCUGCCCCAGGACAAGAAGGACCCUCACGGAAGCUGCAGUCCUACACCUGUCGGACAUUCAAGCCACCUUUCAAUAGAUUCUCAACCUAAAAAGACUCAACAAGCAUACAAGAGAUUCAAAAUGCAUGUCCUUCCAGUGCAUACUGGAGAGCAGGCCUCCCUGCAGCCUCCUGGGACCAAAAAAGGGCUGUGGGGGGGGGGGGACACUG
Pantherophis guttatus is the source of this 2195-nucleotide messenger RNA. RefSeq lists its product as uncharacterized. Lineage: Eukaryota; Metazoa; Chordata; Lepidosauria; Squamata; Colubridae. The record is from RefSeq and is a predicted model, not a curated record.